UUUAACAUGACUAUAUAUUUAUCUUGUGAUGUUCUUACAUUGUAUGUAUACGAGGGACUUAAGUAUUAAUUAAGACAAGACAUAUUGUUCUAAGAGCUCCUGUCUUGUGGGAGAUCUAUAUAUGGAGAAUCUAGGCAAGCAAAGAGUUAUGUUUUCGGAAAUGGGACAAGAGCAAUCCUGUUCAUGGCUACCGAAAUUGGUCACAACCGAUAAUACAGCAUUGAAUUGGCUAAGAGAUCAAUCUUACUGGUACACGAAAAACGACUGUUACGAUGACAAGAACGGCCAGUUCGCGGUUGCGGUUGCAGCCACGGCAUUUGCCGUAAGAUCGGUGGAGGAAGAAGAAGAUGAAAAGAGGAUAGUAAGAGAAGAACUCGAGGGGUUAAAUGUGAAAAACAAGAAAGUUAAAAGGAAAGAUAAUAAAGUAAUGACAAAACAAGAAGGGAGAAACAUAGAGAGGACACAUACACAAGAGGUUAAAAUCGGAGAGGAGAAUUUUACUAAGAAAGGGUAUCAACAUAAUGGUUCAUCUUCAACGAUAAGUAAAGCAGAUUCUUGGGAAUGUGUUCGAAUUAAAAAAAUCAGGAAAAGGUAUGAGAAAAUGAAAGAUACUAUUCUUGCUUGGGAAAACGAGAGAAAAUUAGCAGCUAGGCUCAAAAUGGAGAAAUCAAAGAGUGAAUUAGAGAGGAGAAAAGAAAUAAAUAAUCGACGCUAUCGAUCUAAACUAUCGAGGAUUGAAAUGAUCGCAAGAGGAGCAAAACAACAAUUGGAGGAGAAACGAAAGAGCGAAGAAGCUCGGGUGAAAGAAAAGGCAAACACGAUGAGAAGAACAGGCAAAGUUCCCAUGGAUUACUUCUGUUUCCGAUGUUACUAAAAUCAUAUGAGUUUUAUUCAAACAAUUAAAAUAAUUAAUAUUGAAAAAAUAUAUGUAAUAAAUUUGUUACAAAAAAUGAAACAUAAUUAAAUA
This is a messenger RNA of Tarenaya hassleriana, 967 nucleotides long. RefSeq lists its product as uncharacterized. The record is from RefSeq and is a predicted model, not a curated record. The transcript is spliced from 6 exons. NCBI's taxonomy places the organism in Eukaryota, Viridiplantae, Streptophyta, Magnoliopsida, Brassicales, Cleomaceae. Bases 122 to 874 code for a protein of 250 amino acids.